Molecule: messenger RNA, 720 nt
Organism: Bipolaris victoriae FI3
Lineage: Eukaryota; Fungi; Ascomycota; Dothideomycetes; Pleosporales; Pleosporaceae
Exons: 1
Coding region: 1-720 (239 amino acids)
Source: RefSeq, a predicted model, not a curated record
AUGCAGCUGGAAGAGGAAGAUGAUGGAACAGCACUAGAGGACUGGGACGAGGGAGAUGAUUCGAGCGAGCCUAUAUCAGAUCCGACCAUCAUAUGGGAGCAACAUGCCCUUCGUAUACAGAACCGUUAUAGACGAUCCGGGAUUCCGGAUUUUGCAGCGGAAACGAGGCUCGCUUUCCAGAAGAAGAUUUUUGAUCUACACGUAGACCGCGAACGCCAGCUUCGCGAAGCAACUGAGAGUAGUCCAAAGUUUGACAUGGAUGCGCAAUAUCCUCUCCGCGAGGGUACCAGUACAUCUUGGAAUGCGGUCUUAGCCGCAGCGACAUUCUCGGAGCAUAGCCUAUGGGAACUUACCUGCCCUAUGCUUUGGCGUCAUUUUGAGGGCGGGCGUAGCUUCGACCACCCUCAAUGGGCUCCCAGGGGUCUCAUGCGUAUCCAUACAGUCUCUAAUUCGUCCUAUGUCUUCUUCGAAUUCGGUGCGCGUUCGUUCAGUACGAGUCGGAUCUCUAUCCCGGCGACCGUCAACACUCGAGCACUGGUGUUUUCUGCUCGGUGCCACCAGACGAGGGCAAGCAUUGACUUCGAGCUUACGUUUGUUGCUCGUAGUUUCGUUGAGGUUCAAUUCCCAAUAACUGCAAUCAUUCAAUUCGAUGGGUCGAGCAAGAUUCCGUCUACCACAGCUGUCAAACUAACUGGUGUGUGGAUGGGGCCGGUUGAGUGA